UAGUUUCUUUCUUCUUCAAAAUUGCUCUUCUGAAAUUAUUUCCAAGGUGGCAUCUUGUAGGUCCACAACGCCCUCCUUGGAAUUCAUUAGGCCAGAGACUUGGUUAAAACCAUGUUUACUAGCACAUGUUCCCUUGCUAACUCAUGGUGAACCAGAUCCUGGUUUCACCAGUUCAGCCAGUUUUCAAGGUUUGCAUGGAAAUAGUGAUUCCUCAAAUCAGUUGUGACCCAGGACACGUUAUUUGAACCCGAAUCCAUUGGGCUGCUCUUUGGAGGAAGGAUUUAAUCAAUUGUGCUGGAAGAUAAAUAAAAGUGAAUUUAGGGGUCCUUGGUGCUCUCUGAGAUUGGCUGUUUCCUUGCUGACAUUUCAUUACCCAUACUAGAAAGUGCUAGAAAGGAGUGGGGUUUUAUGGAGUGGAGGAGAACUGUGGGGUCCUUAGUCCUCUCCGAGCUGGGUUGUUUUCUUGCAGAUGUUUCGUGACCAAAUUAGGUAACAUCAUCACGUUCUAGCACUGAUGAUGUAUCCUAGUUGGGUCACAAAAUGCAAGAAAACAGCCCAGAGGAUAUCAAGGACCCCUCGUUUCAACCCUGAGCUAUAAAUAUUCUCUUUUAAAGUCAAUUCAGAAAGUGGGUCCAUCGGAAAGAAUGAAAAAGCAAAACUGAAGUCUUGAACUUACGAGUAAACCCCAUUGAACGUAAGGGGAUCCAAACCUUUAGGGGUCUACUCUGAAGUAAUCCUAUUGCAUUCAAAGGGGAUUUCUUCCAGGUGAAUAUGCCAAUCAACGCUGCUCUGCAAUUUUGAACUAUCGCCCAUCAUUAUUGUUGCUUGAUAAGCAACAAUUCACACGUGCAAAAAUAAUAAAAAAAUACCUGUCCUGCGCAGGCGCAGUGGGAACCCACUCGCCCGCAGUUGUUUUCCCGGCGGCUUGUUAAGAACAAACCCUGAAAAGGGGCGGAGCUUCUUGGAGGUGUGAACCAAUCAAAAGACGAGAGUGGGUGAUUGACCCAUUUCCCGGGAAAUUUAAGUAUGUUUCAGGGCGGCUGCAGCUGUAAAAACGGCUUGUACAAGGAAUAACGUAUAAGGAGAGACACACCUGGCCAAACCUGUCUGGACCGCAGAACGUGGAUCAUGCCUACCACAAAUGAGCACGAUGGACGUAUGAGGAAAUUCAAAAACAAAGGCAAAAAUUUUGCAGAAAUCCGGAGGCGAAAAAUUGAGGUGAAAGUUGAGCUUCGCAAAGCGAGGAAAGACGAACAGAUUUUGAAGCGAAGGAACAUCUGCUUUUUGGCGGAAGCCAGCCUGUCUCCCGAGAAAGACGAGAAGAACGUGGUUACUCAGGUCUCUUUGAUAGAUGUAGUUGAGCUGAUCAAUUCAGACGACCUUUUUCUUCAGCUCAAGGCGGCCCAGGCAGUCAGGAAGAUGCUGUCCAAGCAGAAGAAUCCACCAAUCAAUCAAGUCAUUGAAUCUGGAAUCAUUCCUAAACUGGUGGAGUUCUUGUAUUAUCACGAUACUCCCAAUUUGCAGUUUGAGGCUGCCUGGGCGCUCACCAACAUUGCUUCAGGAAGCUCAAAGCAAACCAAAGCUGUGGUCGACGCCAAUGGCAUCCAGGGCUUGGUGGUUCUGUUGUCUUCGCCACACAGCCAUAUCUGUGAGCAAUCGGUGUGGGCCCUGGGCAAUAUUGCCGGAGAUGGACCGAUCUGCCGGGAUACUUUGAUCAGCUUUGGUGUGAUUCCACCAAUCCUGUCCCUGGUGAUGCCUUCGACCCCGGUGGGCUUCCUGAGGAACAUCACCUGGACCCUGUCCAAUCUCUGCAGAAACAAAAACCCACACCCUCCCCUGGAUGCUGUGCGGCAGGUGCUUCCCGCCCUCACUUGUCUCCUCCAACAUAAGGACAAGGACAUUAUCUCUGAUACUUGUUGGGCGAUGUCCUACUUGACCGAUGGCUCCAACAAUCGCAUCCAGCUAGUGGUGGAGACCGGGGUCCUCUCUCGGCUGGUAGAGCUCCUGUACAGCACCGAACUUCCCAUUCUGACCCCAGCUCUACGUGCUAUAGGCAACGUGGUCACCGGGACAGACGAACAGACCCAGAUGGCCAUCGAUGCGGGCAUCCUGUCCGUCCUGCCGCAGCUCUUGCGUCAUCCCAAGUCAUCGGUCCAGAAGGAGGCAGCAUGGGCUUUGAGCAACAUUGCGGCUGGCCCCUGCAGCCAAAUCCAACAACUUAUCACCUGUGGGCUCCUCCCUCCUCUGGUGGAGUUGCUGGCCAAGGGAGACUACAAAGCUCAAAAAGAAGGUGUUUGGGCUGUGGCCAAUUUCACGACGGGCGGCACGGUGCAGCAAGUGGUGGCGAUGAUCCGGGCCGGGGUCCUGAAGCCUUUGCUCAAUCUGUUGUCCAUCAAGGAUAGUAACACCAUCCUUGUGGUCUUGGACAGUCUCGGCAACUUCUUCCGGACAGCUGAAAAGCUGGGUGAGACAGAAAAAUUGGGCCUUCUGGUUGAGGAGCUGGAAGGUGUGGAGAAGAUCGAAGCUCUCCAGACUCAUGAGAACAACUUGAUCUAUCGUGCUGCCCUAGCCCUCAUUGAGAAAUAUUUUUCUGGAGAGGAAGUUGAAGACAUAAAGCCUGAAAAUGAAGAGAAGAAAACGCUGCCUUUUGUGGCCGAACAGCAGGACUUUUUCAACUUCUGAAAGAGCUUAGCUUGUUACAUGCCUUCACAUAUGGUGAUGGUAGCUCUUUUUGGGUGAGCACUAAGAGGGAGGGGUAAAAAAAGGGGUUUAACACGUCUUAUUUGUUUGUCAUAAUAAAUCA
Crotalus tigris (Tiger rattlesnake) is the source of this 2803-nucleotide messenger RNA. It is a transcript of the gene KPNA7, whose product is annotated as karyopherin subunit alpha 7. Gene Ontology annotation, biological process: NLS-bearing protein import into nucleus. The record is from RefSeq and is a predicted model, not a curated record. Lineage: Eukaryota; Metazoa; Chordata; Lepidosauria; Squamata; Viperidae. Gene Ontology annotation, molecular function: protein binding; nuclear import signal receptor activity. Gene Ontology annotation, cellular component: cytoplasm; nucleus. Bases 1129 to 2682 code for a protein of 517 amino acids. The transcript has 11 exons.